CAGAUGACCUUUUCAUAUAAGUCAUGAAGCUACGCACUAUAUUUAACUACCGAAAAUUAUUAUGUAACGAAUCCAAGAAGUUCAUCCGACAAAGCAGCACAUUAGCAGAAGCUCAAUCUGAAGAUGUAAUAGAGCUCAAUGCUCAAGUACAUUCGGCUAAAUCGAAAGUCGAAAAUUCGCCUGUCAUGGUUAUGUUGCAUGGUGUAUUCGGAAAUAGUAGAAAUUUCAGUGCGUUGUCUCGAAGAAUUGCGAAGCAGUGCUCUAUUGACGUACAUUGCUUGGACCUGAGGAACCACGGAGACAGUCCUCAUUCCCCCUCCCACUCUCAACCAGCCAUGGCCAAUGACGUCAUCCACUACCUCACCAAUCACAUCUAUCCUUCCAAGUGUAUCUUGCUAGGACAUAGUAUGGGCGGAAGGGUGGCAUUUGACGCUGUCUUCAACAACCCCGAUCUGUUUUGUGCCACUAUCAUUGAAGACUCCAACCCCUUCGCGAGAGAAAUGAAGACACUAGUGACAACAGAUGACAUAAAUUCGCCUUUUGCUGCCAUUAAAAUCCUGAAGAGUGUCGACUUGUCUUACUUUGACGGGAAGAGUGUGUCUGAAGUCAAGGCUGAAAUAUCAGAUGUGCUGGAGGAUAAAAUUCCGAGCAUGGCUGUCCAGGCGUUUCUUCUCACAAAUUUGAUGCAGUCGCCAGACAAAGAUGGAGUACAGUGGAGGUGUAAUGUAUCAGCCAUAGCUAAAUACUUGGAGUCCUACAGGUCCUCGAAAUGGGACACCACUUUCGAGGCAUACAAGAGCAGAUUAACGAAGGGUCCUAUUGAUGUACCGAUGCUGUGUGUGAGAGGUGCCAAGUCCAACUAUAUUUUAGACAAGGACAUCGAGCAGCUGAAACAUUUGUUUUCGGACGUAUCUUUAACAACACUGGACACAGGUCACUGGGUGCACUCGGAGAAACCAGCCGAGUUUCUCAAAGAAGUCAUCACAUUCCUAACGCUUAAGGAGCUAAUAUCUAGCUAAUGAGUUAUAUUAUAUUAGAGAGCUCAUUUGUACUAAUUUAUAUUACCAGCGCUAACAUAGCAAAAAAGUGUAG
Messenger RNA from Symsagittifera roscoffensis, 1092 nucleotides. Its product is annotated as sn-1-specific diacylglycerol lipase ABHD11-like. Bases 24 to 1019 code for a protein of 331 amino acids. The record is from RefSeq and is a predicted model, not a curated record. NCBI's taxonomy places the organism in Eukaryota, Metazoa, Xenacoelomorpha, Acoela, Convolutidae. The transcript is spliced from 5 exons.